AUGAGCGCCUCAGUGGAAGCGCAAAGCGCAAACGCGGCGUGGCGAAUGCUUGUUAGGACGAAUGUGGAGGCUAUCAUUGCGCCGCAGGUAGUUGAUUGGAUGGACGACGAGGGUUCGUUCUCGGAUGCGCGGUACAUGGCUCGCGCGCUGCAGGAAGUGGAACAGAGGUAUCAAAGAUCACUCUAUAACAUUACCGCCAAGGGCCGUAAGACGCUCGCACGGGAGCUGGGCAGGUUACCUUGCACACUUGUGCACAGUGAAAACCCCGAAUGCCUGCUUUCGAGCAGCAAGCCGCCGCUUGAUACCAUCGGCCCGUUUCUGGCCGUCGCGAUCCCGCUUCUAGACGGUGCGGUUGACGAAGUUACUCCCAGAGUCCGCAAGGCCGUCUUCAGCUCAUUGACGCUGACAUUGAGGCACCAUGUCUUGGAAUCUGGUGGCAAACUCGAGAGGGUCACGGAAUUGAUCAUGCGAGGAAUGAAGGACAAGGAUCGUAGUGUCCGUUUGGCAGCAGGCCAGUCGUUGGUCGAGCUGGCGAGGUUGCACCAGAACCUAGGCAGCGGAGUGUUGAGGCGCACAGAGCCGCUAUUCGCAACGAUGUUCCGAAUAUUUGAGACGACGGAUGACAUAAUCAGGGAGACUUCCAUCGUCACCUUAGGGCGUCUUGGCAGGUCUGUUCAGAUAGCAAUGCCGGAAGUACUCGGUCAAGUGAUAUACUGCCUUAUCUCGCAGCUCGGUCAACGUAGUCCUCUUGUCAAAGGCACAGCACAUACUCAGUUGCGAGGCCUGGCAGAUCUGUACAAGAAAACGCCGUAUGCCCUCGUCUCUCCGUACAUGACGCAAGUCGCACCAUUCUUGGUCUCAAGACUGUGUACGCAACCCAUGCUGCUGGCCGAGAGUUGUAGAUUUCUCUCUCUCAGGCCCGAUAGCUUCGUUUCCGCGACACUGCCACACACCUUACCCCAACUAUUCGGCGCAUGCAAUGUCAAGGUGUUGGAAGCCGUUGCUAGUGAAACCAAGGAGCGCAUCUCACAGUUGUUUCUAAUGUACUCGCACCAAAUCUUGGCGUAUGCGUUCCGCUUGCAGGGGCCAGGCGCAUCCAACAAGGUACUCAACUUCAUCGUCACCUUACUCAAAGAGGGGACCCAGCAAGCCCUUGACUUGGACCUCUCCAGCUUAGUGGGUAGUUGCAAAUUGCCCUUGCUGGCGGAGUUGAUCACUGUGUUCGGGAAUGAGGAUCCCGAUCAAGCCGAUUAUGCGAAGCAAGCGCUCAAGAAGGUAGAACGCGCAUUGAGGCCCCAGACGACUAGCUCGAGGUCACCUCCUACGCAAAGCCUUAGUGCUUUCCUCAAGCCGCACAUGUUGGGCAUCAUCACUGUUCUCAAUGACCAGCUACAGGAUGUGUACGGCAAGCGCACUCUGCAGUCGAAGAAGACAAUUAUUCGCAGUCUCGGGGUUUUCAUCAAGGAGAUGGGCUCUGCAAUUGCGACUGCUGCUCCACAGAUUAUGGCCACGCUGCAGACCAUGCUCGUAAUACCACAACUGACCGACGUGACUCUGCAGAGUUGGCGGGAGUUCUUGACCACUUUGGACGUUCAAGAUCUAGGCCCGUACGUUGGGCCCACAAGUGCAUCCUUCGUCACAUACUGGCCGACGUUCUCUCUUACGGGCAAGGAAGACGCUAAAGCAUGCCUCGACUACCUCAUCUGCGACAUGGGCGUGAAGCUCGGUGCCUCUCUCGAUGACGUGGUCGACCUCACAUCAGUCUCUCAGCUGGCUGCGGCACAGCGGACGUUAGCUACCUACCGCCAGACGUGGGUGCCACGGGACAAGCUCGAGAACAUUUUGAACCGUUCUGCCAGCGAGAACCUCACAGUGUGCAUGCAAGCUCUGCAAGAACUGAGGUCGUUCAUGAUUGUGGACGAACCGAAGUUCACGCGGUCUCUGGCAUCUGGAGAUGUCUUCGAUCCUCUCGUUGGCCGCAUUGUUGACACUCUGUUUACUGCUGCUUGUCGCGAUGGAGAAGGUACCGACUCCCUGCGUACUCACGCCUUCGAGUGCAUAGGGAUCCUUGGGGCGGUGGAUCCGGACAGGUUCGAGAUCAGUACCAGCGACACGAGGAUGGUAGUGUGGGAGAACUUCGUCGACGAAUCCGAGUCAUUCGCAUUUGUCCUACAUCUCAUAGGAGACGUGCUCGUCGGGGCCUUCCGUUCGACGAGCGAUAUCAAGUAUCAGAGUCACCUCGCGUAUGCAAUCCAAGAACUACUGCGUUUUUGCAAAUUCUCUCCCGGCCUCAUCGCUACCCAUGGAUCAUCCGCUUCCAUUUCCCUAAAGGUUCGCCUCCGGUGGACUAGUCUUCCCAAGCAUGUGCUUGAGACGAUCUCGCCGCUCCUAUCGUCCCGCUUCACGCUUGACGCCGGAACACCCGGACCAGUCGAACACCCCGUAUACCCGUCCAUGGAGACGUACCGCGACUGGUUACAAAUAUGGACUAGCCACCUGUUGGCUAGGACUUCCGGUGAUAGAGCGACUACGAUCUUCAAUGUUUUCUCCGCUGUCGUACGCAACAGAGAUGUCGGGGUAGCACGACAUCUCCUCCCUCAUCUAGUUCUACAUGUCCUCGUUUCUGGCAACGAAGACGAUGUGAGCAACAUCCGCAACGAGCUGCUUGUGGUCCUCGAAGAUCAAGUUGACGUCGACUCCCACUCUACGUCGGACAAGAAGCUCUUGAGCGCACAGACCGUCUUCGUCCUCCUCGAUCAUAUUGGCUACUGGCGUUCUGUAAUCCCACACAAACUCGCCAAGUGGAGAGAAAUGUCCAAAGACAAGUCAGGGGCCAAGUCAACCCGUCAAAUCGCGGAUACUGAGAGGGCAGUCGUCAUCGUAGACUCGUUGCUGUCGAAUAUCGACCAAAACCUAAUGGCCAAGGCAGCGUUACAAUGCAAGGCAUACGCCCGAUCCCUGAUGAACUUCGAACGGCAGAUUUUGACUUUGCGAGAACGCAAAGCCAAGGAAAGCGAGAUCCACGAGUAUUACGAGCGCCUACACGAGAUCUAUGCUCAUCUCGACGAGCCCGAUGGUAUGGAAGGCAUCUCUACACUCAUCUUGUCCCCGUCGCUGGAACACCAGAUUCGGCAACACGAGAGUACUGGUCGUUGGACGUCCGCCCAAAGCUGCUGGGAAGUCCGUUUGCAAAGCUCGCCGGACAACCUUGAGUUUCAUCUAGGCAUGAUACGCUGCCUCAGGAACUUAGGGCACUACGACACAUUGCGUACCCACGUCAAAGGUAUCCUUACCCGGAACCCUGGCUGGCAGUCGCACCUAGUCGGCUUCCAUGUCGAGAGUGAACUUAUGGUUGGGAACUGGGACGAAGUAGACAACCUGAUUCAGCACUGCGGGUCCGACGCAUCUUCUGUGCUCAUUGCUUGCGUUCUACUGGCGCUACGUGCAGGCGACGUUUCAGCUGUUUCCGAAGCACUUUCAACAGCUCGUGCAUCAUUAGGAUCCCCCAUCGUGGCUGCUGGACCUCGAAGCUAUCGCAGAUCAUACGAGGCUGUGCUUGACCUUCAUCUGGUCCACGAGUUGGAGACUAUUCACAGAGUUGUAUCAGCAUCUUUGCGCGAAGGUCGGGCGGCGGAUAAUCUUGGCAUCCUAUCGUCGGAGCUCUCUUCGCGCCUCAAUUCGACGUUGCCCACGUUUCGUACCCAGGAACCAAUCUUGAGCAUGCGGAGGAUUGCCUUUGCAUUGACGUCUGCCAACAGUAGAGAAAUCAGAGACGUCAUAGGGGAGUCAUGGCUAGCAACGGCUCAGAUAGCAAGGAAGGCAGGACAUUGGCAAACAGCGUAUAGUGCGAUGCUUCAAGCGCAGCAGUACACCAUUGCAUCUUGUUUCUUGGAGAGCGCGAGACUAGUCAAGGCGAAUGGCGAGCAUCUCCGCGCCCUCCAAGAACUUGAGAAUCAUAUGCGACUCGCUGGGAUGCUGAGUGAUGCGCAAAAGGGCGCUGCAAACAACGAUAUAAUCGAUCUAACCAAUGACAACACCGGUCCCAAUGUUGUGUCUAAAGCGCAAUUGCUCCGGGCGAGGUGGAUGUACGAGGCCGACCGUUACGAACCGACAAAUGUUCUUAACGCCUUUCAAAGCGCAGUCAAGUCCGCAGACAGAUGGGAGAGCGCCCAAUUCUAUACGGGAAGGUUUUACGACGAUGCAUACAAGGGUUUGCGAACGGAGCGAGAUAGGAUAGACAGGGGAAUGAAGAUGAGCCUUCAUACGGUUCGAGCUUAUAUUAGAGCCAUCAGAUUCGGCUCGAAGUUCAUUUACCAAACUGUGCCACGGCUCCUCACUCUGUGGCUUGACAUGGGGGAACACUCUGAAAUGUCCAAGCACAGGAACUACGAGUACAUGAAUGCGGAGAUAGAGAAAGCGAUCAAGUCAAUCCCUGUCUGCAAGUGGUACACAGCAUUUCCACAGAUCGUCUCCCGUGUAGGCCACAACAACGACGUCGUCUACACACUGUUGUCUCAGCUUAUGGCGCGGGUCAUUCACGAAUAUCCGAAGCAGUCACUGUGGCUCUUCGUCUCCGCUGUGAAGUCUACAAAGACGCAGAGAUCAAGGCGAGGGAGGGAGAUACUGAAUCGACUGCAGGCGAGUUCCACAGAUCGCAAGGGCGACCUCACAACCCUCAUUGACCAGAGUCAACAGAUGGUCGAGCAGCUACUCGAGUUAUGCAUCCGUGGCGUGCCUGAAGGCAAGAGACUUCUCAAUAUGCAGAAGGAAUUCCCUGGCCUAUAUAGGCUCGCACCGUCACAAUUGAUCAUUCCGCUGCAAGACUCCUUGACGGCCAGCGUCCCUCCCGCCUCUGUGGCUGACUCGGCUCAUCAACCUUUCCCGCCUAACGCACCUACCUUCGAUUCGUUCCUGGACGAGGUGGAGGUCAUGAAGUCUCUCGCAAGGCCGAAGAAGAUUGCUCUCAAGGGAAGCGACGGACAGAUCUACAUGUUCCUUGGCAAGCCGAAGGAUGACCUGCGGAAGGAUGCGCGCCUCAUGGACUUCAACAUGAUCAUCAACAAGCUCCUGAAGGCCAACUCAGAGUCACGCCGCAGACAGCUUUACGUUCGGACCUACGGUGUCGUCACCCUUAACGAGGAGUGCGGGUUCAUCCAAUGGGUCCCGAACACAGCCCCGAUACGGCCUAUCCUCAAUGGAUACUACGACAGGCUAGGCGUCAAAGGCUGGACAUCCGAAAUGGGCGCCGUCUUCGCGCAUAUCAAGAAUACGAGCACCGACAAGGAGGCUGCCGCAAAAUUCGAGGAGCAUAUCUUGACCAAGUUUCCCCCGAUGUUCCACAAUUGGUUCCUCGAGCAAUUCCCCGAGCCCACGGCGUGGCUGUCUGCCAGGCUUGCGUAUAGCAGGACAGCAGCGGUCAUGUCCAUGGUGGGAUUCAUCAUAGGACUCGGCGAUCGGCAUUCUGAGAACAUCCUCCUUGACACGACCACCGGUUCUGUGGUACACGUAGACUUCAACUGUCUCUUCGAGAAGGGCAAACAAUUGGAGACCCCGGAACGUGUUCCCUUUCGGCUGACGCAGAACAUCGUCGACGGCUUUGGUAUCACCGGAGUGGAGGGCGUCUUCCGAAUCGCGUGCGAGGUCACUAUGCAGCUCCUCAGAGACAACAAGGAUACGCUCAUGAGCGUCCUGGAUGCUUUCAUCCACGAUCCGCUCGUCGAGUGGGAGGACGAGAAGCGCAAGAAGGAACGCGAGACGUCGAGGCGCAAUAAGGCUGGUGGCGGCAGGGACGUCAAUGCCACCCGCGCGAACAUCGACCUCCGCAAGCUCGCGCUGGAUGCGCUCAAUCCCAUCGCGAAGAAGCUGAAUGGUAUCUACACCAACAGUCGAGAACGUCCCGAGAAGGAGACGUCGACGAGCAACCUCGUUGAGAUGCUGAUCCGCGAAGCGAGCGACAACGCGAACUUGGCAAGGAUGUAUCCGGGCUGGGGACCAUGGCACUGA
Messenger RNA from Rhodofomes roseus, 6003 nucleotides. RefSeq lists its product as uncharacterized. The record is from RefSeq and is a predicted model, not a curated record. Bases 1 to 6003 code for a protein of 2000 amino acids. The transcript is spliced from 24 exons. Gene Ontology annotation, cellular component: nucleus. Lineage: Eukaryota; Fungi; Basidiomycota; Agaricomycetes; Polyporales; Fomitopsidaceae. Gene Ontology annotation, molecular function: protein binding; protein serine/threonine kinase activity. Gene Ontology annotation, biological process: DNA damage checkpoint signaling; protein phosphorylation; telomere maintenance.